Messenger RNA from Aethalodelphis obliquidens (Pacific white-sided dolphin), 3555 nucleotides. It is a transcript of the gene GGN, whose product is annotated as gametogenetin. Gene Ontology annotation, biological process: double-strand break repair; gamete generation. The record is from RefSeq and is a predicted model, not a curated record. Gene Ontology annotation, molecular function: ubiquitin protein ligase binding. NCBI's taxonomy places the organism in Eukaryota, Metazoa, Chordata, Mammalia, Artiodactyla, Delphinidae. The coding region runs from base 230 to 2086 and encodes 618 amino acids. The transcript has 2 exons.
UCGUAAGGGGCCGUGCCCAAGCUGGCUCAAGGAGGGCGGGGCCUCGAGCCCGGGGGCGUGGCCUAGAUCUCGGGGUCCGCCCUCGCAGUCUCGCCCACUUGCCUUCACCCGCAACCCCGUUCUUUUCGGUUAUUUUCUGCUACGGCCGUUCCCCGCCCUGCCCUGGGCCCAGGGGGCCGCGGUCUGAACUUUGGUCAGCUGGAGCAGUCGCCCCUGACCUCCGUCAGAAAUGGGGAACGUGCAGUCGGAGUCGUCCGCGGGUGGGGGCUCCCGAAAAGAGCAGGCCUUGGACCCGUCCUCCGACUCCCGCCGGACAUCACUGUUGGAGCCCAAGGGGACCCCCUCCUCCCCGGCCAUGCGCCUGGCUCGCGGGCUGGGCGUCUGGUUCCCUGGCAGCUCCACGUCCCCGGGCCUCCUGGUACCCCCAGAGCCCCAGGCCUCACCCUCACCCCUGCCCCUGACCUUAGAACUGCCCUCGCCAGUGACGCCCCCUUCAGAGGAGGCGACUGCGGCCGCGGUCUCCACACCACCCCCGUCCCCCGUGGGGACCCUGCUGCCCGCGCCAUCUAAGUGGCGAAAACCCACAGGCACUUCGGUGCCCCGGAUCCGCGGUCUGCUGGAGGCAAGCCAUCGCAGCCAGGGCGACCCUCCCAACCUCCGCCCGCUGCCGCCGCCGCCCCAGCAACUAACCGGAGAGGACCCCGACCCUGUCCCGAGGGCCCCAUCCCCGACUCCGCCGCCCUUGGAGCCGCCACUACCGACACCUUCCGACCCGCAGCCCCCAGAACGCAGAAGCACUCCUGCUCUGGCCACGUCCGCCGCAACCCCUACAGAAAGCCAGGCCAGGCACGGUAGCGAGGGCCAGAUGACCGGCAGAGGGGCACCUCCCCAAGCAGGCGAGGGCGAAAUGGCCCGGCCUGUGGCCUCCGAGCCCGGCCUGAGCCUGUUGUGUAAAGUCACCUUCAAGUCAGGGCCCCAGCUGUCCCCUGCGGCAGCGUCGAGUUCCUUAGCGGCCAAAGCCUCUCUCGGGGGCGGCGGCGGAGGAGGACUCUUCUCCGCCGCCUCGGGCACCAUCUCCUACGCUGAGGUCCUGAAGCAGGGACCCCUGGCUCCUGGGGCCUCUCGCCCCUCGGGAGAGGUCCCUCGGGGAACUCAUGAAGCAGAAGGCGGUGAUGGAGACGGCGAGGGGUGUUCUGGACCACCCUCGGCGCCUGCGUCCCACGCCCGGACCCUUACUCCUCCAUCCUACACCACCUUUGUAGGCUCGAAGCCCAAAUUUGACUGGGUGAGCCCCCCUGAUGGCCCUGAACGCCAAUUUCGCUUCAGUGGAGCUGGCGGAGGCGUCGGGGCGCCCCGACGGCGCGCAGUCGCGCUCUCAGGGCCCAGGGGCUCCCCGCCGCCUCCGCCAGGGCGGAUGCAUCCAGCUCCCAGGCCCCGGAGGCCCGCACCCACCUUGCUGGCGCCGCCUGUGUUCAUCUUCCCGGCGCCCACCAAUGGCGAGACUGUGCGCCCCGGGCCUCCCAGCCCGCAGGAGUUGCUGCCGCCGCCGCCAGCGCCGCCGCCGCCGCCCACGCCACCACCCACGCCGCCUCCCGCGCCGCAGCCGCCAGUACUCCAGCCAACGCGGCUGCCCGUGGCGCUCCCGCCCACCCCAAGCCCUGGCCACUUGGAGUCGGCCGUGGCUCCCGCCCCGGCUCCCGCUCUGCCCCUCGCCUUGGCCGCUGACCGGGCCCCAGGCCCGGCCUCACCCCCGGCUCCAGCUCCCACCGUGGCUGAGCCAUCGCCACCUGCGCCCGCGCCCGUCAAGGUCCGCACGCGCCGGAACAGGGGUCCCCGCGCAGCCCGGGCCGCUCCGCGUGAGGAUGGCGCGCCUGGAGAUGGUCCUCGCGAAUGUACUGCAACUACUGUGACUGACAGCGGUGGUGGAGGGGGGGGUGGCAGCGGGGCUCCUCCAGCGGGGACGGUUAACUCGGGCGCCACGCGCCACUGGCCACCCUUCCAGGUGCUUAAGUCUUGUCCCUUCAAGUGUUACUGCCGCCACCAGCCACGCCAUCGCCGCCUGCCACGCAACGUGUCUGCCUGGUGAGGGGAGGUCGGGGAGUAGGGAGGGGAGUUAUACCGUUCCAAGUCCUGAACCCGACUUUCCUGGAGUGCCCCAUUCAACCCUUUGGCGUCCUGACCCCAGCUGACCCUAGACCCUCCCCUUGGCUGCAUCUCAAACCCAGCUGAGCUCCAACCCUUCAGAACCAAGAGGAGCCUUGAUAUCAUGCUGAUCCCUGACAGAGAACACCUUGGCCCCGCUCCUUAGUAUCCAGACCUCCAACGUGACCCUUGGCCCUCUUAUUAGUCUCUGGAGCCAUCAGGGAGGGAAAACUGGUCCCAGCUGGCCUGACCCUAUUCACUGCAUUGACCCUGUCCCUGGUGACAUCAAGGACCACAUCCCAGGCUCUUCAGGGAUGGGAUGGGAGAUGAUGGUCUUCUGGAACCAAACGGGUAUAAAUGCAGGCCUCCAAAGGAAGCCCCAGGCCUAGCCCCCCAGACUCCUUACCCCUCCAGCCUUUGGCACCUUCUCCCGACGAACCCAAGACUUUGACCGCCAGAGGGCACUGAUAUCCCAGUCCUUGUGCUGCAGAGGUUACUCCUGAUUCCGUAGAUUCAGGGGAGACACUGCAUCCUGCGAUUACCUCUCCUUCACCCCUAAAUCUCAGGAUCUGGUCAUCAGGGUCUGUCUGACCCUGGCUCCUGAGGAACCUGAAUAACUGGGAGACCCUCUUCCCUGGUACCUCUGGGGCUCAGCUGGGACCUGAAGGGGGAGUUGGGAGAACUACUAUCACCAACCCUCAGCCCCCUUUUCUACUAAGUUUAAGUGGAUACAGCCCGGCUCUAAACUACCUUUGGGAUAUUCAGACAUGGUUCCUUACACAGAUGGAGAAAGUGGAGCCUAGAAGGGGUAAGGGCCUGGCCACAUAGCCAGGUCCUGAAGAUUCUACCUUCUCCCUAGGCUGAGCACACCCACCAACCACCUGAGUGAGCCACCCUGGGUCACCACCAUCAAGCUGGCCGGCUCCCUGGUAGCUGGGCUGGAGCACUACGACUUGCAGGCUACCCAUUCCAACUGAGUGCAGUCUGCUCAAUGCCCUCUGCCUUCCCCUCCUUGACAAUAAAAAUAACCAUCCAGAUGCCUAGAGCCUGUCAGUCACUGGCUAAGGGUUGAAGGGGUGGGGCGGGGCAGAGGUCUCCAUGAAAGCACCACAUCCUGGCAACACGAGGCUGGACCCAGACUAGCAAUAAGGGAGGUUCCAUUCAACCAGCAUGCGGACUGAUGCACCCAGGGGUGAGAUGUUCUCAUUCCCCUUAAUACCAUCAGCCCCAUUUCCAAGCUGAUCUGGUGCCAAGCUCAGGGGUUCAGUGCAAAUCAUUCUGGAAAGCAGGAAUGAUCAUUCCCUCUCUGAGACUUUCUUGAAAAUCCCACAAACCACAAAUGGCUCAGCCAGAUUUGGACUCUGCCUUAAACACCUUCUUGAGGACUUCAAGGCAGGAAAUAGGGUGGGGGGU